CAUACAAUUCAAAACGAGGCAAGAAGGGCAAUAUGUUCGAUAACCUCGGCCUUGCACAAGAUUCUAGAGUGGAGGUCAAGGCUGAAAGAGGUUAACACCCGGCAUAAGGAAGGACGUAAAAGAACACAAUAAAUAAAUUAAUUCACUAGGAUAAAACUUUUGGAAGAUGGGCCGCGUAUAUUUCGAUAUCACAAUCGAUGGAAAAAAUGCUGGACGUAUCGAAAUGGAGGUAUUCAUUUUAAUUAUUUAAACUAGAGCCAGUUAUUGCAUCUAAUAAAUAUACUCAUUGUUUUUGAGUGUGUAUCAACCAGUGAGUGUGAGUGAGUGUGUGUAGUAAUGUGAAGUGUAGCACUUCACGCCACAACUUUGGGCUCCCAACUUUGAAACUUAGCAAGUAAUCAAUUUUAUGAAAAACCACAAAGCCCCUGGAGAAGACCUCAUCACAGCAGUUACCCUUAUUAAAUAUGGAGGAUGAGCACACCUUCAGACUCAUCUAAAAUUUGGCAAGAAGAUUAGAUUCCAACAGACUUGGGUUACUUAAAACUAUACUUUAAAUAUCAUAAUAUGACUUUACUAUGACUCAUGACUAAGUUACUAACUUAGUAAUUAAUUUAUGGACAAUUUUAUGGUGGUCCAUGGGUCAACAAAUUUUUUUCUACAUUUCUUAAAUAAAAUUUGUAUUUAGUACAUACUUAUUAUUCACCAAUAGAAAGACAAAAAAAAAUAUUAAGAAUUUGUUUGACUUUUACUUUUAUUGCAAAAAAUAUAUAAUUUUAUACCAAUGACCAAUGCCAAUAUUGACAGUUACGCAAAAUGUAUCAACAACACCAAAUGGUUUCUUAAUAUCAUUAUCAAAAUGAAACUUUGCACUCUCAUGAAGAAUCCAAUUGUUUAAAAAAAGACACCCAGCUUACUGUGUUACAACUAUUGGCGCAUCUACAAAUGACAUACAUGUUGGGUCACAUAAAUUUUGGAAAAUUUCAUGGGACAGCAUAAGUGGCAUAGGUAAAAAAAAUUAUUAAAAGAUUUCUGUCUGACAUAUCUGAAAGAAGGAAGUGUCAUUAUGUAGAUAAUAUCAGUAGCAUGGAAAGGUUGAAGCCUGUGGCUAUAAUACUUUUUCUCCUGAUACAAUUGGCAUUCCUAAAAAAUCUGAAGAGGGAAACUUAAAGUUGAGAAAAAUGAAAAAGAAGUCCAAAUUUUUUUUUUUUUUAAAUUGAAGACUACAUGAACAUUAUAGGAUGCAUAUACCAUACAGGUAUACCAUUCAUAAUUGAAAAACCAUUAUAAAAACACAGAUAUAAAAUUAAUAAAGUCAUGUCCUCCUGUUUUAAAAAAUCAACCCCUUGUCCUUAAUAAAAAUAUGAUAAUAAAAAAUUCUUGAAAAAUUCUAUGUCAUGCCACAUUAGUUAAAAUAUAUACAGAUAGAAAUAAACAUGUAACAUUUCCCCCUGAGUGUGCCAACUCCCAUUAUAGAACACAUCAAUGUCUACUACCUCUGCAGCUUAUCCAUGACUGUUGGUGGUGAUUGAUUCAGGGUGGUAGUGUAUCAUGCAGGUUGAAUGUCUUUUUGUGAAUGUUGGGUACAUUAUUUAAUUCGAAAAACUUUCCCAUACCAGUACGCCCCAUCCAGUCAGUAAUGAUGCAGCCACAGCUAUUUUGUUGACAUCAAAAGUUUUGCCAUUGCAUAUAAUUGACAUGUAAGAUGAUGGGAAGUCACAUACAUUACAUACGACUUCUAACAUUAAAAAAAUACUAGUCCAGUACGAUUUUUUUCAUCACUAUGGACCAUGAAGUGUCCCUACUUGCAGAGUCAUAGUGGGCAUGAAAAUUUUAGAAAAAGGCCCUGGUGGGUAUCUUUCUGCAUGAUAGAUGAGGCAGAGGGGCCUACAUUAUGAUGAUAUUCAAAAGCAUGAAGUUUGUUCUUCGAAGCAGAAGAUGUCACAGAUUCUUCAGAUCUUGAAGCUUCUGGUAAAACUGGUGGUGAAGCUGGCGGUGAGGCCGGUGGUGAAGCUUGAGGUGAGGCUGGCGGUGAAGUUUGAACCCUGGUAUUUUUACCCAUUUGCGCUUUCUCUAGUUGCUUGAAUCUCUUUGGCUGUGAUUUUCUGUAUUAUGAAGCAAAAAAAAUAUUGUUUUUAAUUAUUGGCUUUUGAAAAAAAAAAUCUAUAUUAGUAUUAAGCCUAGCCCCUAGUCCUAGGCAAAGGUAAAUAGAAUGGUCAGUAUUCAUUGAUUAUUGUUAAAAAAAAUUCUAAUUAAAUGGUAAAAUUUCUAAAUUUAUUUUAGUUUUUAGUUUUUAAAAAAAAUAAAUUACGAAAUUCUAAACUUUAGGCUAAUUCAGUUUGUUCAUUCAUUGACAUUUAUCAUUAUUACCAUUUCAUAAUCAUAAAUGUUGUCAUCGACAACAAAAUACAUAUUUAUAUCACACCAAAUUAGACACGUGUAAGGACACAAACGUAAAGAAAAAAUGUUAUUCAUUACAAUUUUGUAUAAUUAGGCAUAAAAUGAUAAAGUAGCUUCAAUUUGAUUCAUAAGCCUACACCUAUUACAUUAUUACAUGUGUGCGUUUCGUAAAAUAAUACUAGUACUAAUAAGAAGGCCUAAUAGUGAUAAUGAUCACUGUAUUAUUAUUAUACUAAACCUAGAUCAACAUUUGCUGGAAUGUCUAAAACUAGCUAAAACUAUUCAUUAUAAAUUACAUCAUGCAAUAAUUAAUUCAACUUACCUUUUCAAAGCAAGAAAAUUAGUUCAAAUUUGAAUUUAUUUGAAGACUGCAAAAGUAAAGUUGAUCAAUCGAUAAAAGGUUACGCUAACUGGACGCAAUGAUUUUGGGAGAUGGGGAUUGCAUUGUGGGAUAGAUUUGUGACUUGUUGAUCAAAUCUAAAAUUAGCCGACCAGUGAUAUUUGCGAAUAAAUGAAAAUUUUACAUCUCGACCAAUAAGAAAAUUUGUUUGAGCGAAAGUGUAUAGGGUUUGCAGAACAAAGAGCUCCCGCCAGGCUUAUUUCUGGACAUUUUAGUGGGCGAUACCAUUACAGAUUAGAUAGGCUAAGCUUUCCAUUGAUACCAAAUGCGCCUAGAUAGUGUUGAACUUGCAUUUUAAAAAGCAAAGGCAAGGGUCUGUUUUUGUCUGAAUUUUUCCCCCGAAGUCAAAAUUUGCUCUUACCAUACUAUUAUUGUUAUAAAAAUGGUAAAAAAACAAACAAAAUGUUCCUUAGAUGUUUAUCUUGUAAAAAUCUCAUUUUUGAUUAAAAAAAUGAUAUAAAUAUCAAUAUUUUCCCCCGUGGACCAUCUUAAAUUGGCUGCGGCUAUUCGGACUCCAGAAGAGUGAAGAAUCUGCGCAUAAUGCCGAGCGUUAUCCGCUGACCAAAAUCUUCCAAUAACGUAGAGCUUAUGCGCACAGCUGUGCACAUAAUCACUUUGUUAGACUAAAUGCUACUUGGAUGUCAUUUUUGGUAGUUUAUUUUAGUUAAACUGAAGAAGUAAGUUUACAAACAUAUAGUCCAUUCAAUUAUCUUUCAUUUGAUACCAAAUUUUGUCUUACAAAACCCUACAAUGAAUAAUAUUUUAAAUAUAUUUUAAUAAACCUAACCUCUCACUUUUGAAUUCCAGGUCUGAAUAGCUGUAGCCUUAAAUUUAACUAAUAACCCCGCCCCAAUGACAAUAUGUGAGAAAGUUCCAAAUUUCAAUGCAAGAACUACAGAGAAAUUUCCUAUUAAACGUUGCAUACAAAAUACUGACAAAACUAAUUGCCAAAAGACUACGACCGGUACACUGACUGAACAAAUACUAAGUGACUUCCAUUAAAUUCAGACAAAACAGAUGCCUUUUUCUUUUAAUAUUAAGAGAAAUUUUAGGAAAAUAAUAAUCCCAGUACAUAACUCUAUGUGGACUAUAAAAUGGCAUGCAUCAAAAGAAAAUAUGAUAUAUCUCUAUGAGUGUUAUGAGAUUCUGCAGGAGUUUGGCAUACUCGACAAAAACUGACGUGUUACAUUAAAAAACUCAAACAAAAUUAAGGCUCAGGGAGAAUUUUCAAGGGAAUUUCAGAUUAGAUGAGGCCCUUGACAAGGACACUCAGUCUUCUGUUUGUAUGCAAUUUAACCUAACGGAGAGAUUUAUAAAAAACGUACAUAUUGACACCCGAGGAACAACAAUAUACUUUCUGAGGGAAACCCAAGACACACAACCAAUAGGCACUCUCUACCAUUAACCCCUUCAGUAUUUUGCAUAUGCUAAUGACAUAGUAUGCGCUGUUAAGGAAAAGUAAUAAAGACAUAUCACAAGCCUUGAAUUAAAAGACGCAUCACUACAAGCAUGACUGGAAGUUACAAAAUAAAAAACAAUGCCGGCACAUGGCUAUGUUAGAAGAACAGACAGAUCAAAACAUUAAAAUUAGAAACCACACUUGAAAAAGUAAAUCAAUUCAAAUACAUACCUAGGAUCUUAAUUAAUUAAAAAAUUUAAUUACUUAGAUAAAUUAAAGAAAGAAAAUCGUCAAGAAAAUGGUCAUACUUCUGUAGUCAGAAAAUACUCAAAGUAAAAAAACAUUACAAGAAAAACAAAGAAAACGGUAGUCUGAUCAGUUGUAACAUUGGCGAAUGAAACUUGGACCCUAACAAAAAUGGUAGAAAAUCUAUUUAGCACAUGGGAGAGAAAAUUUCUUCAGAAAAUAUAUGGACCAAAAAAGAUGAUCUAAAAUUGUCUUUAAAUUAUCAACAAAAGUAGAAUUAUUUAAUUUUUUAAACAUCUAACUUGAUGUCAUGUUGAGGUUUUUUUUUUGCUUCUGUACUCAAGUUUGUGCUUGUGUAGAAAUUUAUUUAAUAAUAAAAUUAAAUAUAUAUUUUUUAAAUAAUUUUAUUUUCCCAGCUUUACAGCAAUGAUGUACCCAAAACAGCUGGUAUGUAAUUUUUAAAAUAUAAUUCUAUUCUUUUUAUAUUCAUGAGUUAUGACUUUAUCUUACCCUUUAUUUACCAUUUGUCAUCUUCAUUUGUUGGUUUCUUCCUAUAAAGGUUUCUCAUUCUAACAGGCAGUUAUGAUUUGUAGCAUUUAAAUAUCAAAGAAUCUUAUUAUUUAUUUGAUUUAUUUUGAUUAUGUUUGAGAUUAGUAUUUUAUGUCUCUAUAUGAGAAUCUAAUGGUGAGGAUAAUUUAUACAGAAACAAGCUGACUAACCCUUUUGAGAACAUAGGUUAAUUCAAUUAUAAAUACCAGUUUUUGGUUCUGUUGAUGAACAUGAAAGUUUAUAGGCUAAGGCUAAUUUUAUUUACCAAUUUUUUUUCUUUGAAAUGCUCUACAUUGUACUUUUAUUAAAUGGUUCCGGAACUGUAAAUGUUUAUUACUCGCACACCACACAGUAUAUUUGAACUUAUGAGCUUUACUUGAAAAGAAACACCCAUUCAUAUGCAUAAUUCUCAUGCUUUUCUCAACAUGACGCAUGUGAUUUACUUUAUAAAUUUAAUUUUCAGAAAACUUUCGUGCUCUGUGUACUGGUGAGAAAGGUUAUGGGUACAAGGGGAGUACAUUUCAUAGAAUAAUCCCAGGAUUUAUGUGCCAAGGUGGAGAUUUCACAAACCACAAUGGCACUGGAGGAAAGAGUAUCUAUGGGAAUAAAUUUGCUGAUGAGAACUUCAAAUACAGACAUGAGGGGCCAGGUAAGGCUUAUUAGAAGACAUUUAUUUCAUAACAGGAUAGUUUUUUUUCAAAGGCUACCUCACGGAAUGGGCUCUAUAUUAGUUUUGUUUUAUUAAAGUGCUUGUUUUAUAUCAUUAGUUAUUGACUAUUUCUGUAGCAUCUUUGAAAUACACUCGCUAGUCUAAUAAUUUGUACAUAUUUUACUAGGAACAUUGUCGAUGGCAAAUGCAGGCCCCAACACAAAUGGCUCCCAAUUUUUCAUCUGCACUGAAAAAACUGAUUGGUAAGAUUUUUAAAUUUUUAAAUAAACAUUUAUGCAUGGAAUGGACACUGUAUUUCAUAUACAUAGCUGGUCAUUAUACUUAAUAGACCAAACAAAAUGAUGGAAACUAUUCAUUUGAUAUUUCUAGCUAAGUUACAACUAAAUAUUUUUAGCUUAAGGUGAAAAAUGAGGUUGCAAGAUGGUAAACUCAAUAAUUUUGUAAAGGCCAGCGAUAUAUCGAUUUCACUUCAUUAAUUUAAAUAUAGGAAUCCAUAUUACUACAGUUAGCAUAAUUAAACGAUGAAUUAUCUAUAUUUUUGGAAUAAAUUCAUUAUAUGAGUCCAUUUUUGACAAUAUAUCUAAUGAUCUGUUUUAUUUUAAAAAAUGACUAUUGGAAUUUAGCUGUUUUCAUUUAAAUGUUGUAAUUUAUUCAUUUGGGAAAUAUGUAAAUGUGAAGCAAUGUUUGAAUGCAUGCACAGCUAAGAGGAAAUUAUUCAUGCAUUUUUCUUGUUGCUAUGUUGUAUCUUUUUGGAUAAAAUGUUAGUUUUAGAAUGGGGUGGUGCAUUUUUUUUUUUUUUACUUUUAGUUUUUGAUGGAGGUUGGACUCCAAUCAACAGUUAAUUUGAAAUUGACAAUUUAGAACGCAAAGCCUGCCAGCCACCCAUUUUAAAAUACAAGUUUAUCUUAAAAAAAAAAAAAUUAUUCAUGCAUUUUUCUUGUUGCUAUGUUGUAUCUUUUUGGAUAAAAUGUUAGUUUUAGAAUGGGGUGGUGCAUUUUUUUUUUUUUACUUCUAGUUUUUGAUGGAGGUUGGACUCCAAUCAACAGUUAAUUUGAAAUUGACAAUUUAGAACGCAAAGCCUGCCAGCCACCCAUUUUAAAAUACAAGUUUAUCUUAAAAAAAAAAUCUCUUAAUUGGAUCCUCAUUGAUAGAAAUAGUAUUAUUUGCCAGGGUGAAUACUUUAUUUAAAAAAGGAUAUUCGGCCAAGGUAGAUGUCUGAUUCAAUUUCCGGUUGUUCCCUAACCCAAUGUGAUUAUGACACACUACAAUAAAAGUGCAAUAGUUAUAAACAGGAAAGGGAUUCUUGUUGCAUUAUGAAGUUUAAAAGUCAUCUUAAAAAAAAAAAAGUUAAAUUUUGAUUGAUUUAGACUAUGUAAUAUAUUUGUAAGUGUAGAUAGAUCAAAAUCAGCAUGAUUUUUUCUAUUUAUCUGACAACAGCUGGAAUAUUAGGAUGCAAGAUUUCAACCAAAUGAUAUGUUAUUUUGUUCUAUUUUCAGCAUAUAUGAUCUCUCUUUUACAACCUUAAUCACAUAAGAUGGCAUUUUUAAACAUUUUAUUUACCUUCAUGAUUUUCUUAAAGGUUGGAUGGCAAACAUGUUGUAUUCGGCAAAGUAGUGAAAGGUUUGGACGUUGUCAGGGCUAUGGAAGCAUGCGGCCGUGAAGAUGGCAAGCCUAAAAGUCAGGUAGCCAUAAGAGAAAGUGGGGAAUUGUAGGCAGUAAAUAAUUGUCUCCAAGGAAUUUUUUUAACAUUGUAUGCAGCAGUGAUGUUACCUAGAGCCCAUUGAACACUGGAGUUCUCCACUUGCAGUUUUACAUUUUGAAAUAUUUAUAUGCUAUUGAACUGAACAUCUUUCUUUAGCUUUAUGACUUUAUGCUUAAAAGAACAAAAAAGCUUGAUCUGUUUUAUUCCAGUAUUUAUUUUUGUAAAACAAAUGUACUGUCAGGAAAUUUAUUUGUCAGGAAAUUUAUUUAAUAAAUUUCAGACUUGUUUGAUUGGUAAUGGAAUCUAAUCUCACGUCGGCUAGGUUCACAGCAAUGUUAAACAUUUUAUAUACCUAUUUAUCUUUUAGGCUUACAUAUGUAAAUUUAAAAAAAAAAAACAUUAUACAUGCUUAGACAAUAAUUUUUGUAACACAUUAAUUGUAGUCUCUUGAACUUUGAUCAGACUGGCAAGGUGUCUAUUUUUCCUAUGUCUUUAUAAUUUUAGGAAUAUUUGGUGUCAAUUUUCAAACUUGUGUUCAUGAGUUUUUAUAUAUAUAAACAUGUUUUUUUAACUAUGAAAAUGGUAAUUGAUCAAAAACUAAUAAUUGAAAAUGUAGAUUAAUGAUUUUUUUCUGUGAAACAAUAUUGCUCAAACUGCCAUUUUUGAAUGUAUGAUUCCAAAAUUUUGUUUGUGUAUUUGUUGAAUAGCCAGGAUCAUUAAUAUUUUUUUUAAAGCACAUCUGCUGUCUCAAGUCCCUGUUCAGUUGAGAACAUCUUCUACCAUCUCUUUAUUUACUCGUAGCCAGAGGCAUGAUGUGAUGUACUUAACUGUUACAAAAAACACAACAUAAAGCUCUACCAGCCAUCCCAAGGUUUUAGUACAUGCCUCCAGUGGCAUGUUGGCAUGUACCGGUAUCAACUAUUCAUUCCUUUAUUUGGUUCAAAUCAUCUUGGUUUUAGGGUACAUUGUUUUAUUUAUCAUGGGACAUAAUCCUUAUCAACAUGAUAAGUAGUUAAUACUGUUAAUAUACAUUUUAACAAAAUGGAGAGGAAGUUCUUUGUCUUUGGUGUAAGUUUUGUUUUUGUGAAACUUAUUUUCUUCAAUAAAGGUCAAUUUUGAUUAGUUGUAAA
Lymnaea stagnalis (great pond snail) is the source of this 8493-nucleotide messenger RNA. The record is from the annotation of a GenBank genome assembly. Lineage: Eukaryota; Metazoa; Mollusca; Gastropoda; Lymnaeidae.